Musca vetustissima is the source of this 1695-nucleotide messenger RNA. Its product is annotated as fatty-acid amide hydrolase 2-A. The record is from RefSeq and is a predicted model, not a curated record. The transcript has 3 exons. NCBI's taxonomy places the organism in Eukaryota, Metazoa, Arthropoda, Insecta, Diptera, Muscidae. The coding region runs from base 98 to 1678 and encodes 526 amino acids.
GUCGUUUGCAACAAAACCCUUUGUUUUAGUUGUAAAUGUUAUUAAAUCGAUAGUGCGGUAUGGCAGAUGUCAGCUGGAGAAUGCUUUCCAUGAAAUUAUGGGGUACAUAAUGCGGCGCUUUCUGCGUACGGCUAUGAUCGUGUUCAGUUGGUUCGUUGUACCCUAUAGCCGAUUCACCAACAUCAAAGUGAAUCGAAAAAAACUGCCGCCCAUCAAAUCGCAUCUAUUGGAAAUACCCGCUGUCGAUCUCGCCAAAAUGAUCAGAACACGAAAGAUCAAAAGCGAAGAAGUGGUGGAAGCCUAUAUAGAGCGAUGUAAACAGGUGAAUCCUCUCAUUAAUGCCAUUGUACAGGAUCGCUUUGAAGAGGCUCUGGAAGAGGCUCGAGAAGUUGAUCGCGUCAUUGCAAUGGGCAUUAACACGGAGGAGGAAAUGGAAGAGAACACUCCACUUCUGGGAAUACCGGUGACUGUAAAGGAAUCCAUAGCCGUUAAAGGUAUGAGUAAUCAAACCGGACGUGUUUUUAAGACACCACAAAUUGCCAAAGCAGAUGCUCCUGUGGUGGAACAAAUUAAGCGGGCUGGUGGAAUUAUACUCCUAGUUUCCAACACUCCUGAAUUAUGUUUGCUAUGGGAAACUUAUAACAAUGUUACGGGGCAAACACGAAAUCCCUACGAUUUGAAACGGACUCCUGGUGGUUCAUCGGGUGGUGAGGCUGCCCUUUUGGCUAGUGGUGCUUCGCUAUUGGGUCUUACCUCGGAUAUUGGUGGUUCUUCUCGUCUGCCGGCUAUGUUUAGUGGUAUAUGGGGUCAUAAGCCAACACCGUAUGCGGUGUCGUUUAAGGGCCACCAUCCCACCUCGGAUUUCCCAAAAUGGGGUGAUUUCUUUACCAUUGCCCCCAUGACACGAUAUGCUAAAGAUUUACCACUCCUGCUGAGAUGUAUGGUUGAUCCAAAUGGCACAAAAUUAACCCUCGAAAAGGAGAUCAGUGUAACUGGUAUACGAUUCUUUUUUAUGGACAACGACGGGCCCUCGGGUAUGAUGCGCCCGCUUAGCCGGGAUCUACAUGCAGCCAUUAAUCGUGUGGCCAAUGAUUUCAAGGCAAAACGUGUUAAUAUACGCAAAAUGAAAUGGUCCCUGGAUAUAUCCCUUUCCGCCAUGUUAACCAUGAAAAAUAUCGAAACAAUUUAUCACAAAACCGAAGAAGGCGAACGACCAAAAACCAUUUGCACCGAAACCGUGAAAUAUUUCUUUGGCUGCUCCGAUAGUAUCCUACCUUCGGUGAUCUUUGGUCAUUUGCAGAAUUUCAUGAAAAUUAUACCAAAUUCCCGGCAUAAACAUUUGGCCACCAUCAUUGAGGCCCUUAAGACUGAAUUCAAAGAACUAUUGGGCAACGAUGGAGUCUUCAUAUAUCCCACAUUCCCCAAUACUGCGCAUCAGCAUUAUCAAAUCUAUCACAAGCUGUUGGAACCCAUGUAUAUGGCUAUUUUCAAUACAUUGGGUUUGCCGGUGACCAAUUGUAUGAUUGGUUUGGAUCGUCGCCGGCUACCGAUGGGCAUACAGGUGGUGGCCAAUCCAGGGCAGGAUCAUUUAUGCUUGGCCGUGGCACGAGAAAUGGAACGACGUUAUGGUGGUUGGGUGAGGCCACCGUCAGAGGAUUCUAGUAAACGUAUUGACUAGGGAGCGAGUAUUAGAAU